UCGCGUCUUUACUCUACUGCCAGUCAUGUCGUCAAAGGAACUGCUUGGAGAGUAUGCAAAACUCGCUACGAAGUUGGAGCAUAUCAACGAGACGCUGCAGGAGAUGAAUGCGGUUGACAUUGCACAGCUGAUCGACAAGAUUCGGAUCGUAGAGCGAAAAAUGGGUCUCGUCUAUACGCUCUUCAAGUCGUCGGUAUACACUGUAACAGUGCAGCAUCAGGAGCAGGAACAGGCGCAAGAUCAAUUGGAGGAGUAUGAGCAGGAGCAGGAGCAAAUCAACAACAAUGUAGAAUACCACCAGGAACGAGACCAGUAUCACCUGCAGGAUCAGGCACAUGGUCAGGGCCAGCAACAACAACAGCAGCAGGAGUCUUAUCAAGAGUACCAAGGCCAACAACAAGAACAACAAUUGCCACAAUCGCACACGUACCGGUUAUCGUCGCAGUCAAGGAGGACUUCGCUUUAUAACACAAGCGACGGUGGAAAUGAGCGACGGAGUUCACAAUAUAGGAACACAUCACGGCCAUCGCUACGGACAUCGAAUGCAAGGGAGGAAUAUCAGGCAACAACGGGAUACCGGUCAAUCCUGUCGCUCUCACGCGGAGACACAUCCUCACGCUGGAGCCAGGCACUUGCAGGACGCGACCCAGACAACUACACCAAUCGGCCCCGAUACCAUUAGCCAGACAUUCCUGUGUGACUUUGUAAAAUAAAAGGUUUUUCUUCUAGUAUGUUUCGCUGAGCUGAGUUCAGGGAGGCAGGGGAGCAGAGCUGUAUAAGAGGGAGGGGGAUCCGCCAGGGAUGAUCGGUGGGCC
This is a messenger RNA of Gamsiella multidivaricata, 815 nucleotides long. RefSeq names its product DASH complex subunit Dad3-domain-containing protein. The coding region runs from base 26 to 682 and encodes 218 amino acids. Gene Ontology annotation, biological process: attachment of spindle microtubules to kinetochore. Gene Ontology annotation, cellular component: mitotic spindle; DASH complex. The record is from RefSeq and is a predicted model, not a curated record. Lineage: Eukaryota; Fungi; Mortierellomycota; Mortierellomycetes; Mortierellales; Mortierellaceae. The transcript is spliced from 3 exons.